GAGAAACCGGUAAGACUAAACACGCCACCUCGUCUUCAUUCUUCAGGAAGAACAUCACCAAGAUGUCUGUGUCUGAUCCCCCUGAUAUCAUACCUGUGCCGAAGCCUCGCUCGAGAUAUUUACGUGGAGUAGGUGUAGGUGAAAGAAAUGGUCUGUUGCCUUGUCCAGAUGUUAAGGCUGAUACACAGACGAAAUCUGAAGAAACUGACAUCAAGCAUGAAGUUAGUGUGGACGGUUCAUCUAGACAGCUGCGUUCCACCUCUGAACUCCCUGAUCCUCAAGAUGUUAAAACCAGCUGCAGUGAAACGCUUCCAUGGCCAGAAUCUCUCUGCAUUAGUACCAGUUCAUCUCCGGAUGCAGCAAGAGCUGCUGAUGUAGUGUCUUCUGAUGAUUGCCCUGCGACUCCAGACUCGCUCAGUAAUGACCAGCACGAUUCAGACAAAGCAAGUUUCACAGAUCAGGUGAUGGAUGUUCGGACAGAAAUUUGCACCAAUGGAGAGAUCCAGCAAGUUCCUAAAUCACAGGAUCUUCAGAACAAAGCUGACAGACCCAAUAAACCACGGGCUGCAACCAUUCGUGUGAGCAGGAAGAAGCAGACGUUAUCAGGGCAGCGCCAGAGAGCCGACGUGUCUCACAGUGAGUGUGCGGUGGCACAAUCCAGCUGGCUCGACGUAUGGAAGGGACGCAAGCACAAUGUUCUGUGGGCCACUCUAGAUGGACAUGCCAUGUCACUAUGGAAAAAGCGCACAGACAAAUUCACAGAAUAUAUUUUUCACGUAACAAGCAUCACCAACAUACGUGAGCAGGAUCAAGGACGCUUCUCCAUCCAUUUUCAGAAGAAGCACUUUGAAUUUAUGGCUCACAAUGAGGCUGUGCGGCAGAGCUGGUUGAUGUCUCUCUACGCCAUGCGUGGAAGGGAACCGAUCACUGCACCCAAACAACACGGACCGCUGAUCAUGAAAGACCCACGGAAAAAGGUGUACACUGCUAUACGUGGAUACUCCCUUUGGAUUUACAGCAGCAAAGAGGACUUCAGCGUAGGUCUUGGCAUGAUGUGUGUGUCUAUGAACAUAGCAUCUGUGAAGACGACGGGGCGUCACAGCUUCAGUCUCAUUACUCCAUACAGGACCUUCAAUUUCUCUGCAGACUCUGCUAAGGAGACGGCUGUGUGGCUGGAGCGUCUGAAUGAAGUGAUCCGCAGCGCUCUGUCCUACAGCGAGGUGGCUCAUCGACUCUGGUCGAGUCCCUGUAAUAAAGUUUGCGCCGACUGUGGCGCUGCCAACCCGGAGUGGGCGUCAGUGAACCUGCUGGUGGUCAUCUGUGAGGCCUGCGCAGGCGCACAUCGAUCCAUGAGCAGUAACAGGUCCAAAGUGCGAGGUCUCAAACUGGACAAUAAGGUUUGGACAGAGCCUUUAAUUCAGUUGUUUGUGCUGUAUGGCAAUAAAGCUGCCAGCAGGGUUUGGGGUCACAGCAUCCCUCCGACGGAGCAGAUCGUCCCAGACGUCUCUCCAGAUCAGAGGCUGGAGUUUAUCCUCGCCAAAUACCACAAAGGACUGUACCGGAAAGCUCACCCGCUCGCCACAAGCCAGAAACUGCUUGACCAGAGGCUGCGGGAGGUGGUUUGUGGUCCUAAUGUGGAGGAGACGCUGUCUCUGCUGUGCUCUGGAGCCAGAGUUUCAUGCAGCACCACAAAUCCCGAGCUUCAGUCUGCCAUCAGCGAGGCCGAGAGCGCUGGACAAGCCCUGCAGACUGAGCUACUCCGACAUAAUGAGUUUGUGGAGGCACCUGACUUUGAGCAAACAAGACAUUCAGAGGAGCAGAUAGAAGAGCUCCAUGGAAAGCUGGAUGAGGAGCGUUUCUUGUUCUCGCAGGAGAACGAGUCUGCAGCCUGUGAUGUGCUGGAUCUGACAGAGGUCAUCUCAGUGUUUGACUGCUCUGCGGGGCAAACCCAUGAGUUUGAGGUGCUAUCGCUGACAGACAGACUGAUCUGCUGGGCAGACGGACGAGACGCUCUCCUCAGUCACAUGCUGCAUAUCAUGAAGAUUGUGCUGGUGGGUGCCGUCGCGGAUGAGGAUCUGCUGGGGGUCUGUGCCGUGUCCAGAGCGUUCAUACGGGAGGGUGCAGCGCUGCAGUGUGCAGAAGUGUGGUGCACCCUUCAGGACGGAGAGAUGAGCAUUCACACAAAGCACGGAUGUGCAGACACAGUGACUCUGGACAGUCAGACACGCUGCCAUCUGCAGCGCUCAGAGAACUGCAUCCUGCUGGAGUUUCCUGGAAGGACGUUGCAAAUGCAGUUUGAGCUGGAGCACAGCUGUCUGCAGUGGCAUGAGCUCGUGCAGAAGGCCAUGUGCUCGAGCACAGAUGCACAACAGCGCUCAGGAUCUGUGCCCUGCUCUGUAGACAGGUGUAUCUCUCACAUCACACAGUACGGGUUGAAGGUGGAAGGUUUGUAUCGGCGCUGUGGAGUCGCUCCUCAGAUCAGUAAGCUGGUCGAUGCUCUGAGCGUUUCUCCCAGAGGAACGCGUCUGGAAACAGACGAGCUCUCCAUCCUGGACAUUUCAGGAGCUCUGAAACAGAUCCUGCGGCAGAGCUUUGAGAUCAUACCGAACGCACACAGACCGCACUGGCUGAAAGCUGCAGCUCUGUCAAAUGAAGAACAGAGACUGCAGAUGUACCGCAAACUGCUUAAACAGCUUCCUCCAGACAACCACGCUACACUGGCCGCUCUGUGUGGACACCUGCACACUGUUCAGAUGCACAGUCAGGAGAACCGCAUGACGGCUCAUAAUCUGGCCGUGAUAUUUGUGGUCACGCUGUUCCAGGAGCUCGCCAUGAACGCAGCCUUGAUGCAGCUAACCAAAGAGCUGAUCGUACGUCACACGGAGAUCUUCAUGAAUCACGUGGAGACAGAUGGAGAAAUCAUCACUGUAUUGUGAAGAGCUCAUCAGCGUCUCUAUUUACUGACGCAAUAC
Sinocyclocheilus anshuiensis is the source of this 2972-nucleotide messenger RNA. RefSeq names its product arf-GAP with Rho-GAP domain, ANK repeat and PH domain-containing protein 1. Bases 63 to 2936 code for a protein of 957 amino acids. The transcript is spliced from 23 exons. Gene Ontology annotation, cellular component: cytoplasm. The record is from RefSeq and is a predicted model, not a curated record. Gene Ontology annotation, molecular function: phosphatidylinositol-3,4,5-trisphosphate binding; GTPase activator activity. NCBI's taxonomy places the organism in Eukaryota, Metazoa, Chordata, Actinopteri, Cypriniformes, Cyprinidae. Gene Ontology annotation, biological process: signal transduction; positive regulation of GTPase activity; regulation of cell shape.